Messenger RNA from Lathyrus sativus (Indian pea), 357 nucleotides. The record is from the annotation of a GenBank genome assembly. Lineage: Eukaryota; Viridiplantae; Streptophyta; Magnoliopsida; Fabales; Fabaceae.
AUGGCUUCAAACAACACUCAAGUUCAAUUCCAAGACUCAUUACCAUUGAUGGCAAACAAGCUUGGUGGGGAUGGACUAAUAGACGAGCUUUGCAACGGGUUCAAUCUCUUGAUGGAUUCUAGUAAAGGGGUUAUCACCUUUGAAAGCCUCAAGAGGAAUUCAUCUUUGUUUGGAUUACAGGAUUUGAGCGAUGAGGAACUGAGGAACAUGAUUGUUGAAGGUGAUUUUGAUGGCGAUGGUGCUCUUAGUCAGUUGGAGUUUUGUGUCUUGAUGUUUAGACUUAGUCCUGAACUCAUGGAUGGGUCUAAGUUGUGGUUGGAAGAAAUGCUUCAACAAGAGAUUAAUGAUUUUUGCUAA